Messenger RNA from Xiphias gladius (swordfish), 4263 nucleotides. Its product is annotated as tumor necrosis factor ligand superfamily member 15-like. The record is from RefSeq and is a predicted model, not a curated record. Lineage: Eukaryota; Metazoa; Chordata; Actinopteri; Istiophoriformes; Xiphiidae. Bases 138 to 917 code for a protein of 259 amino acids. Gene Ontology annotation, biological process: immune response. Gene Ontology annotation, cellular component: membrane. The transcript has 4 exons. Gene Ontology annotation, molecular function: tumor necrosis factor receptor binding.
UUUGUCUGUAGUCUAUGGAAAACUAACCUCAGAAAGAGGAAGUUCGUGUUUGAAUCUCGAAACUCAGUGAAACUCGGUUAAAUCGAGACUCCCUACCAGUGCAGUGGUUUUCAACGUGGGCGACACCACGCUGAUAAAUGGAGACGUUGGAUGGGAGCCGGCGACUGAUCCGUGAAUGGGAAACCAUCGGCAUGGAGGAAGACGACAGCUGCUGCUGCUGCUGCGAGAGGGAGGCAGGACUUCAUCGGCAAAACACUUUGAUUCAGCUUCUCCGCCAGAAAGAGUCACGAUUACAGCGAAUGGCUCGGUUUUUAGCCGUGGCGCUCCUUCUACUGGUUUUAGCUGCUCUGGCUUUACUGGUCACGGUUGUACUUAAAGGGCGAGGUCAUCAGUCACCGGACAGCCAGCCCAUGAAGCAGCCUGACAGCCAUUCAUCAGGUGUCAGCGUCAAACAGCAGCAGUUUAUGGACUUCAAAAAUCCAAGCGCCAUGUUAACAGCUCCAGAUGGCAGUAACAUUGAUGGGGAAUACCUUCAAUGGGAGAGUAAGAAAGGAAAUGCCCACUGUCAUGGAGGUUUCAACUACUCUGGUGGGAACCUUGUGGUGCCAAGAAACGGCAUCUACAGAGUCUUCCUGCAGAUCACCUAUGAGAGUAAGCUCGGCCCUAAGUGCGAUCGAGAUGUUAGACUCACCAUCAACGUGUUUCGUAUCGCGGAUAGUUACAAUGACAAUGUGCUUAUCCUGUCAUCAUUCGACACAGUGAGUUGCAGCAUGGAGCAUUGGCGUAAAACCCUCUAUACAGCUGGCUCAUUUUCCCUGGAGGCUAACAGUAGACUACGCGUGAAAUCAGCGCACUCUGAACAUAUUGUUAACCAAGAAGACCUAGUGUUCUUUGGUGCUGAACUUCUGCCUCAGUAAUCUGAUCAGACAGUUAGAAACACCUAAAUUAAUAAUGAUGUUGAUUGCACCUUCCACUUCAUUAAAACUUAAGAGAGGAAGCCAGUAUAGUUAUGGUUUCCUUCUACUAUUACAGCUAAUGAAAAGUCUAAACCCACAGAUGAAUUUGCAACAGCAAGAAGCUACUAGUAUCUGUUCGAAAGCAGGUUUGCUUUAUCUCAUUGAAAAUAUUAGCUGCUAACUCAUUAAUAACAGCUCACAGAGACAUACUGCUGCCUUAGCAAUUAUUCUACUAUGAUACAUCAUCUCAGAAAGUUUGUAUAUUUCCUAAGAACAUCCCUAACAUUUGUAACUCCAUAGCCUUUUGACAAAAUAAGCACUGCCAACUGUAAUAAAUAUAUCAUAACUUAUAUGUUUGGAAUAAAAAUAGGCGUUUUGUCAUGAUCUUUAGUGCAGAAACAAUUAGUCAUUUAAGUGAUCACCAGAAAAUGAAUCAACUAUUUUGAAAAAAGGAGUUUAUUAAUCAAGAAAAAAAUAAUUCAAUCUUCUUAUAGGUGAAAAUCUGUGUUUUAUAACAUUGAAUAUGAUUCUGAUUCACAGUAGAAUGUGAACCUUGGGUUCUGAAAAUAGUGAUGGGCCUUUUAAAGUAUUUUCUGACAUUUUAAAGAGUAAAAAAAUCAGUAAACCAAAAGAUAAUGGACAGAUUGAUCUGCCGUCUUGACAAUGGCACAAGAAAAAAUAGAAAAGGUUUAUUCCCUUGGGAGCAUGAAAGUGCUCAGAUAUAUCAUGGCAAUGUGGUUAUCAGAUUUUAAUAUUAAUUGUUUACAACUGAAAAAUUCAGAGGGUCACCUUAACCAUUAGGUUUCAUUCUCUGGGGAAUAUGAAAUUCCACAGCUUAUUUUGCAGAAUUCCUAAUGUUAGUUUUGUGCUGUUGUUGGGGCUAUAAAGGCCUUGUUUUGGAGAGAUAUCCUGCUCUAAAAUGUUGGACAGACUCCAGAUUGAUCAAAUCAUGCCAUAUUUGUUAGGCCACCAUCCUUGAGUUUUUCCCCACUUUUAAAGACUACUGUACUGUACCAAGCAUGGCUGUGUUGUUAUAUAUGUAGGACUCCAGGGAAUAAAUGACUCCAAAUGCAGUCAUUAAAACAUGUUGAUGUUGGCCUGUGUCCAACCAAUAAGCAAACAUCGCCACAGCCCAAAAUGUUGUCCAACUAACACUAAAUGAAUUAGCCUUUCGAACGGUCUUCCUAGCACAUAGAGCCGUGAAGACAGGAAAUACUGUAAGACCAAAUCCAAAGCCUGAGUGGGAAGGCUGUAAUGAUAUUUAUAGAGUAGCAUUCAAGGACAGACUGUCUUGAGGAACAUGGGCAGAAAGAUAAUUAGCCAGAUAUGAUGACACAUGAAUUUGUGAAUGAAAGGACCUUUGACAGCAUGGGAAAGCAGAAGUGAUGGGAAGGAUUAGAGCUAGAGAAAAUAGCAGAAAAUCAGCAGAGGAAUAAAGGCAAAAAUAUUUUUGUCAUCUGGCCAGCCCAUUAGUCAUUUUAUUGUAAAGUUGUAGAAUCUAAAGAGUCACAGAUUUUGGUGUAACACUUGUAUCAUUAGUAUUAAGUGAAGUCAAGCAAUUGGUCAUUUUUACUAUAGUACCAUGUAAAUUUUAUCUCACAAGCAUGUUCUUAUCUGAAUCUGUCGGACAACAUUGGUUAUUUAGAAGACAUCAUUAUUGUAAUUUGAAUAAACAGUCCAGAGGAAGUGUGUAAGCCUCUCUGGUUAGUAAUAGCAUAAAGGCUGAAUCAUUCUGUGUUAUUAUUUGUACAUGCGUUACAAUGUGUUGUUAUACACAACUCAGUGGGUUUGAUAAGCAAGGUUUGAAAGAGUAGUGAACAGUGCAGAGUUACUGGCAGACUAUCAUACGUAAACCCAGCCCUUGCCCACACAGUCCUGCUGCCAUGGUAACAUGUUUGUGGUAUCAAUCAAUCAACAUCACAGAGGACCUGAUAUGGUCAUCACACAUCUCCACCGUGGUAAAGAAAGCUUAGAAAUAACUGUACUUCUUAGGGAAACUUAAUGAAGCUAAAUUCCCAUGCCGAGUUCUUGUUAACUUUUACAGAGGAGUAAUAGAAAACAUUCUAACUGGCAACAUCACAAACUGGCAUGGGAUGUGCACAGCCCAGGGCAGGAAGGUUCUGCAGCGGUUGAUUAAAACCGCCCAGAACAUCACUGGUACCCAUCUACCACUCGGUGAUGGUACUGAUCAAUGAUGCUGAUCAUUAGUGAUAUCGGUGAGGAGAGGUGCCUGUGCAGAGACUAAAGGAUAUUAAAAGACAAUACCCACCCCAACUACAGCCUGUUCAUCCUGCUGCCAUCUAGCAAAUGGUACAGAGGUAUCCGUGCUGCACCACCAGAGCAGUUUCUUUUCUCAGGCUGUGAGACAACUGAACUCAUCCCCCACGCUCCACCAUGAAAAUAGUUUUAUUUUUAUGACGUGAUUAUUUAUUCCUUCAUUUACAUAACUUUUGUUUUUGUAAGUAGCAUAGAGGGACUACAUCUGACUACAUCUUCAUUAUACAAUCUUGUAUCACAUAAUGAUUAAAUUGAAUCUGUACAGUCUGUCUAAUCGUGUUAAACACCUCUAACAAAAAAGUUAUACUUCUUUUUUAUGCUUUGAAGUUUGAGUUGGCCUUUCCAGUGCCACCAUAAAUGUGUUUUCAAGAAAUGUGGUAAAUCAUGUUGCAUUCAAAACUAUGUAUAAUCACAUUUAAAACCGCAAUAUGUUCACAUGAGCAGUGUGCACUUCACCCAAACAUGCUGUCAGUCUUAAGGGGUAAUGGUGUAAACAGGAGGAUUUUUCCAAUCCAGGAAAGGGCAAAUUUUACACUCAAUUCAUUGAUAGUGUAUUACACCUGUUGUAAAACUUACCUAUUAAAAAGAAUGUGCUGGAAAUGAAAAACACAUGAAAGUGCAUGCAAUGUGGAGAAAACCUAUACCAAAGAUCUGUCAGCUCUGUCUGAGAGAUGAUGGCUCAGAGCUGGUUGCAUGUCUGACUCAAGAUGCUGGAGGAACUUUAGAAUACUCUGCUGUAAAUGUGGUGAUGGAUUACAAAGGGAUCAUUAUACCAAUGCUGUAUUUGUGUUUGAAUGAAUUUGACUUUUUUCACCAUGGGGUUCAUUGUAAACUGAUAAAAAUAUAUGGAAAGGGUUUUUCUCUUUGUUUGUUUGUUUGUUUUAAUUGUAAAGCUCUGUUGUACAUGUAUGCCUAUAUAAACCUAUGUAACAAGUCUAAACGUGUGGGGGGGGUUUGUUUUGUUUUUUAAAAUUUAAUUAUUUAAUUCAUUGCUUGGGCACUAUUUUCUCUGAGUUGGUGCUAUGCAAAU